AUCUUCCAAGAAGAAACUUUUCCGAUAUCGCGAAGGAGAAACAAAAUCUGGCGCAAGCGCGGUAUCUGCGAAAAGUGCAUAUUCCUGUACAUGAUUCUCGUUGAUAAUGCCGUCAGUUCGGUCGCGAGUUUUGCCAGAACCGCUUCUAUCAACGCGGUACCAUCGACGCGGUAUCUGCUUACCUUAAUUGCGCUUUUACUGCUAAAAAAUUGAGAAGAAGUAAUUUUAAAAAUUUCCGUCAUGUAGAACGUCUUCUCGCUAUAUUUUGCGUUAUCACGAAAUCUAUUGUAGAGUAUCAAAACGUCACGGCAAAGCGAUCCUGGGCGAGACUCAUGAUUUUGAAUCGGAGCAAACGGCUUAACUCUGCAAUGCGAAGUCCAAGAUGAGACUCUGCAAGAAGAAAUACAAAUCCACGACACGGCUAACGUUUUCCACGUGUCGAGGGCAACGAGAAUAAGUUGCUACAGAAGUCGCUCUCGUGCCGUUACAGAUAAUUGCCGUCGAUGAGGCGGAAAUGCGUCAAUCUUUCCUCUUCACAAAGGUAAACGCAGCGUCAGAGAAGUGACUGAAAUUUAGUCUUCUUUAAUGUAUUCAAAAUUACUCUCUUAUAUUACUUCAUUAAAAUAAAAAUACUUUUAAUAUAUUUAAAAGUGUUAACAUAUUUUAUAAAUUUCAUCUUAACAAAUUUUAUCUUGGCAAACUCUUUAAUAUAUUCUGUCAAGCUUUUUGAUACUUUAUGCAAUAUUUUCGUUUGCGCAUUCUGAUAUGCAUGUAUACGUGGCGAAAUUGAGAUUAAUCUGAAAAUGCAAACGCUAAUCUGCUCCUUGGUGAUGGUUCACGGGAACUAUGGAUGAUGGUGAGGAGUCGGCCCGGACCGUAGAAACACCCGAAAGUUUACGCUCCGACGAAAGAGUUUAUCGUCUCGGGUGGCGAAAAUAGAUCUCUCUGUUCCUCUUCGACGCUGCGUCGGCAGAAAAAAAGAGUCAUUGGGACCAAUACGCGUGCACACGUGAGCGGCGUGGGUCACAUGCGCGUAAAAUUUGCAUCACCGGUGCCGACAAAACGUGAUAAUACGUGCGUCUCAGCUGUUAUAUGGAACUGCGCCAUAUAAUGCAUAAAAGAUCAAACGGAAACGCAAGCAGAAUACAGCUGUCGAAAUGUAGAAUGUCGCGAUUCUACCUACGGCCCUGACAUCGAAUAUUCGUGGUCGGCGAGAGAGAAUCCAGCUUUCCGCAGAUGCUGGAGUACUGGUGGAUGGCGAGCAACGAGAGCAACGGACACAAUGGCAGCAGCGACGUGGGGCUCGAGGAGGUCCUGCAGGACCCAGGAUCGGUGAUCCUGUUCGUCGGCUAUCCACGGUGGCUGCUGUACUUCGCCGCCGCCUGUUGCAUCCUCUUCAUGCUGGUCGGCAUCCCGGGGAACCUCAUCACGGUGAUCGCGCUGUUCCGCACAAAGAAGCUGAAGAAUGCUACUGCAGUUUUUAUCAUGAAUCUUUCGAUAUCGGACUUGAUGUUCUGCUGCUUCAAUCUACCUCUCGCAACUUCGACGUUCUGGCACAGCUCAUGGAUGUACGGUCCGCUUCUGUGUCGAUUGUUUCCGCUCUUGAGAUACGGCCUCGUUGCAGUCAGCCUCUUCAGCAUUCUCGCGAUCACAAUCAAUCGUUACGUCAUGAUCAGUCAUCCUCGUCUCUACCCUACAUUGUACAAAACAAGAUACUUGAUACCGAUGGUUCUGAUAAUAUGGAUCGUUGCGUUCGGUGUGUUGAUCGUCACGUGGUUCGAGCAAUGGGGACAUUUCGGAUUAGAUGCCGCUAUCGGAUCCUGUUCGAUCCUACCGGAUGUGAAAGGACGAAGCCCAAAAGAGUUCCUCUUCUUUCUCGCGUUCUUGAUACCCUGCCUCGCCAUCAUCGUCUGUUACGCCAGGAUUUUCUAUAUCGUUCGCGAAACCGCCUCGAAGAGCAGAGGUAGAGACAAGAUCAUCAACGUAGAGCCUACGGAAACCAGUGACCAACGAUCUACAUCCACGAGGAACCAGGAAGAGGAGCUCUCUGUCCUCUGCACUAUUUCCUCACCGACGCAACCGAUCUUUCUUCGUCCAGACGAGGAAGAAACGGAUCUCGAGCUACCCUCGACAUCUAUCAACGAAGAUACCUCGUGCACCAAGCAGCCGAUCCACCACGAGCCGGAUGUGGAUAGCGCAACAGGAUCACAACUAACAGAAUCAACAUCCAACGUCCAGGGAGAUCCAAUAAGUGCCAACAUUUGCCUCGACCGAAACUCGAACAGCAACUUCAACUCCACUCUCCACUCGGGUCUGACGGAGGAUAUAUCGUUCGUGGACGAGGAAGCGGACUUUGCGAAGACUUUCCAGAACCGGAACCAGAGUAAGCUGCAGCGGAAGUCGUCGAGGAAUUCUUGCGGCCGGCUAGGAAGGCUGACCAGUCAGGCGUCUCUCAUCGUGGAGCUGUCGCAGAGGAUCGCUGGUGACGAUCGCCUGGAACCACCGGAAGUCGCCGCAUGUUCGGAAAUAUCCAAGCAAUCGGCCACGAAGAAGAAGGCGCGUCGCAGGCAGUCAAAGUUCAAGAGCAUCGGCAGAAUGCGCAACAUUGGCGAGUCCGUGCCCAGGAUGUCCGCCAAGGACCGCCGGCUGCUGCAAAUGAUCCUUGUAAUAUUUGCGUCAUUCCUGGUGUGCUACCUGCCGAUCACCGUCGCGAAGCUCCUGCAGGACGCGAUCGAUUGGCGGGGCCUUAAUAUCGCCGGCUACAUACUCAUCUACCUGACGACCUGCAUCAAUCCUGUUAUCUACGUUGUGAUGAGCUCUGAAUACAGAAGUGCGUACAAGUACGUGUUGCUAUGCAAAGGCGAACGAUCGACGAACAGAAAGCGGAAAUCACCUGGUUUGCUGAUGCCUGGUUGAAUGUUAGGGAAAUGAAUAAAUGUAGAUGUAAGAAUGAUUAAAUGAAAUCAAAAUGAAGUAAAUAAAAAGAUUCAUAAUUGCGGAUAAAAAUGGAUGAAAAUCUUUAAACGUGAAUAAGAAUAACUAUAAUAUAUAUACAGAAAUAGAUGUAAUAAUAAAUGUACGUCAAUGUUUGAUACAAUGAUGUAAUGUACAAUGAGAAUAUUAAUUGUUGGCAUUUUUCAUAUGUUUUUUUUUAAUCGUGAAAUAUGAUAUUAUUUUCGUUGCUAAUGGUACUUUAAUAAUUGUUGACUUGCUAGUAAAAUAAGUAGACGUAAAAUAGCUUUCAAAAAUAGUUUUAUUAAUUCUGACAAAUACAAAUUGAAUAAAAGGGAUGUAUGAAUUUAUAAUUUCUUUAAUGGUGUCUAUCAUUCCUACUUAGAGCGCGCGCGUGUAUUUAUCAUGGAAUAAUGGUAGUUAUUCUUAUACCUUUGCAUCUUAUCUGUUAAUUAGACGAUGACCAAAAUCUAAAUCUAAAUAAUCCUUCUUCAUUAAGGAAAAAAGAUUUAUUCGUAUUAUCGUGUGUAUAUCUUCUGUCAGCGGUGCCUUAAACUUUUAAUCGUUGCGAAUAUGUUCUCGAUUUAAGACCGAAAAUUGCUACUUUUACAAAAUGUGAGCUUUAAGCUAGUUUUAUAUAUUCUUGAAAUUGUAUUAUAAUAUAAUUAAAUAUAUUCUAUAUUACAAUAAUUAUAAAUUAUAUCUUUGAUAAUUAACAUCUUAAGAAAGAACCGCAAUUAAAAAUCGCUGAUUUAUACUGUACAUAUAAGUGCAUUAUCGGAAACAGUUAUAACAGUUUAACAUUCUUAUAACGAGGUAGUUAAAUAAGAAAUUUCGUAUAUGUUACAUGUUAUAUUAAAUCUUAUUUAUACGCUCUUUACCAUUCACUUGAGUUUAGCAUUCUUUAAAGCAAAAAUAAA
This is a messenger RNA of Ooceraea biroi (clonal raider ant), 3872 nucleotides long. RefSeq names its product G-protein coupled receptor moody. Lineage: Eukaryota; Metazoa; Arthropoda; Insecta; Hymenoptera; Formicidae. The record is from RefSeq and is a predicted model, not a curated record. Gene Ontology annotation, cellular component: membrane. Gene Ontology annotation, molecular function: G protein-coupled receptor activity. Gene Ontology annotation, biological process: G protein-coupled receptor signaling pathway.